GUGGCCACACACACGUCGAGAGAUCCACAACGACGAGUUGGAGCCGUAGCUGUUGCCGCCGCUCUUCGUCUCCUCUCCUCCCUCUUUUUCUCCCACCUGUUUCGUGUUUGAAUAAAUUAGAAUUUAGGCAUUAGGAAAAGAAAAAAAAAUCUUGAAAUAUAAAUUAAGGCUCGCAUUUAAACAAGAAAUUAGGCACUCGAAAAAGAAAAAAGAAAUCCUAAAAUAGAAAUUAGGGCUCGCGCUCUUCUCGCGUUCUGCCGCCGCCGCGUUGCUGCUUCUUCUUCUUCUUCCCAGGAUGGCAACAUACAAUGAGGAAUACUCACAGAUUGGUGUGUCUCGAGAGGAAAAAGACAAGUUGGUUGGAGAAGUGAUCCGCUUUGUACUUUUCAAGACUCACCAAAACUCUGGAUGCCCUAUAAAGAGGGAAGAAUUGACACAACUAAUAACAAAAAAUUACCGUCAGCGCUCCCUUCCGGCCCUUGUCAUAAACGAAGCCAGAGAAAAAAUCUCAAACAUUUUUGGGUAUGAGAUGAAAGAAUUGCAGCGUUCCCGUCCUGCAUCGAACAAGCAGGGCCGUGCUCCUCAACAAAGUGCCGUUGAAGCAAAAUCAUAUAUUGUUUUGAGUCAGCUGCCAGCUGAUAUUUAUAGUAAAUAUAUUGAGGAUAAAAAGACUUCACACAUGACUGGUUUCACUUUUGUCGUCAUCAGCAUCGUACAUCUCGCAGGAGGUAAAAUCUCGGAAGAGAAUCUCUGGCAUCAUUUGAGGAGGCUGGGUUUAAACGAGAGUGAUGAAAACAAUGCUGUCUUUGGUAACACUAAGCAAACACUUGAGAUGCUUGUACAUCAAAGGUACCUGCAAAAGGAAAAAGUUAAUGGUCCUGAAGGCAAUAUCAUCAUGUAUGAACUUGCAGAAAGAGCUUUGGAUGAAUCUAUUGCAGAAAAGUUAAAAGAUUACAUUGGCCAGGUUGUUAGUAAUGAUACUGCUGCUGAGGCUGAUUAAUAUGGCUGAAUGAUAAUCGUCCAGCAAACUCAGGCCGACUGACAGGAACGAUCUCAAUGGCAAAGUUAUUAGCCAUUUUGAUGAUAUAAACCUGAAUCCUUGAUCAAAGCUUCUAUGUUCCACCAGUUUGAUGUCCAACAUUUUGCACCUCCUUUUGCCAAAUUCAGCAGGCAACUCCAUUAAUCCAAAUUGCUGCAGACCGUGGGAGGAUGACUUUUCCGUUUGAGAAAUCUGAUGAAGCAGAUGAAAACUGUAAUUGUUGCACUCAGUGGUCUCCUUAUAAGGAGAAUGCUGCAACAACUAAUGCCAACCCAGAAAGAGUUGGAAGGUUAUCUGAUUACAUUUAAACUUGUGGAGUAUAUCGGAUGUGAUCGAGUGUUAAUGGCUGCGGGCAAGCCUUCACUCCUUUGUCCUUUCUGUAAUCAUUAUUAUUAUUAUUAUUAUUAAAGAAUAAAUGAUGAAGAUAGAAUUUAAAUUAA
Musa acuminata AAA Group (dessert banana) is the source of this 1479-nucleotide messenger RNA. RefSeq lists its product as uncharacterized. NCBI's taxonomy places the organism in Eukaryota, Viridiplantae, Streptophyta, Magnoliopsida, Zingiberales, Musaceae. The coding region runs from base 296 to 1000 and encodes 234 amino acids. Gene Ontology annotation, cellular component: nucleus. The transcript is spliced from 8 exons. The record is from RefSeq and is a predicted model, not a curated record.